GAGUUUAGCUGGGUGAGCGAGUGUUUGCGGGCGAUGGAGAACGGAGCGGUCUACAGUCCCACCACCGAGGCGGCCCCGGGCACUGGCAGGGGUGCGCGCAGCGGCCUGGCCGCCUACUUCGUCCUGGGCAGGCUCCCUUGGCAUCGGCGCAUCCUCAAAGGCUUGCAGCUGCUGCUGUCUCUCCUGGCCUUCAUCUGUGAAGAGGUUGUGUCCGAGUGUGGGUUGUGUGGAGGCCUCUACUUCUUUGAAUUUGUGAGCUGUAGCGCCUUUCUCCUGAGCCUCCUCCUGCUGAUCGUGUACUGCACCCCAGUGCACGACAGAGUGGAUACUGGAAAAGUCAAGUCAUCGGAUUUUUACAUCACCCUGGGAACUGGGUGUGUGUUCCUGCUGGCAUCUAUCAUUUUUGUCUCCACCCAUUCUGGGACCUCAGCUGAAAUUGCUGCAAUUGUGUUUGGCUUCUUGGCAAGCUCCAUGUUCCUACUGGACUUCGUUGUCAUGCUGUGUGAGAAGCUGCGGGAGAGCCCGCUGAGAAAGCCCGAGAACAACGCAAAGGUGGAAGCCCUCACCGAACCACUGAACGCUUAAAGACACAGAGCCGGGGUGUGGACCCAAAGAGAGGCUCCCUCUGUGUGACCUGUGUCGUGUGUGCACCUUUUGGAGAGAAGGGAAGGGACAGGAGAGCAGCUUUACAGCGCUGGGCUGGGUGGCAGUGCUGGGCUGGGUGGCAGCCCCAGCAGGAAGCUCAGAGGGUUUGUAAUAAUGCUUGGAACCUGUCGCGAGUGGAGGAGGAUUGUUUGUUUUGUUUUGUUUUGUUUGUUUGUUUUGUUUUGUUUUUAGAGAUGAGGACUGCUGUCCUUUGAAUUGCAUGUCUGUCAUUUUGCUAUAGGACGCCCCUCACCACGCUUACCUUCCAGACUGUGCCUUUUCCGUCCUUUCAGGAACCGGUUAACUUCUGUUGUUGCCGGAGAUUUAAUGAGUGUUUAAGAUGCUGGUGUAGGCGUCUUUCCUUAAUGUUAUGAUCCUUUACUGUAUCUUACUCAGCCUUACACUUAAUGUGCUAACCUCUUAAAGCAAUUAUUCUUAAUUCCUUCUGAGCCAUGCAUUGCCUAACAGAAAGCGUGUGGGCUGGUGCUGUUUAUGUGUGUGAAAGCAACCGUGUAGCAGCCUUGUGGAGGCUUUUACAUUGCACUGUGAUUGCUGAGAUUAAGUUUAGAAGAAAAUGAAGUUAUGUAACACUGGAAAGUGAGGGAGCUGAUAGUCUAUCUAAAGACCAAAGAGAGAAGAGACUGUCCCGCACCGCGGGUGUAAUCACAUGGCUAGGCCUUUGCAACUCGGCAGAGAUGUGAGGGUCGGUGCUGUGUUCACCCGUGCAAACAGGGUUGAUGGCGUCAAACUAGAGACUUGUGGGUCUCCCUCCGGGCAGAUGGUUUCUGCUCAAGCGAGCACAGCUCCGCAGGCUUCUCUGCAGAGCCUAGGCUGGGAUCUCUGGCCCGCCAGAUUCUCCUUCCUGACUUUCUCUAGAAUGGUCCCGUGCCCUGCCGUGUGCCGUCUGUGAAGGCCAGUGCUCGCUCUUCCUCUCUGUUCUCUUCCCAUUGUCAGCCGUCUCCAGGCCAUCCAGAGGUGUGUCCCUUCUCACCAGGAGUCUGAGGCAGAGGUGUCAGGUCCGUGUUCCCUCCCACAGGCCUCUGCUUGGGUUUCUUUCUCUCCAGGGGAGAGGUCUUGAAGAUGUAAACCCCUGAAGCCCUGCUAGUGAGUACUGCUGGUGGUGUGGGGAGGCCGCAGGCCUCCUGGGACUCUGGAAGGAUCGCUUGCUGCUGGAGGGCUGUCUUAGAACCACUGGGCGCCCUUCCGACCCGGGGGACCCUUCUUCCCUUCUUGCCUUCUUCCUAGAGCUUGAGCGAGAUCCAGCACGUCCAGGCCUUCUGUGCACUGGCCAAGGUUUCCCAGGCUGGGCUUUCUCUUUGGAGUGGUGCGAUGGAUCGUGUUUCCGGGGAUUCACUGUAAAGUCCCCGUCCUUUCCAGUGUCUUGCGUGCCUGGUGUGUGGAAGGAGAUGGUUUCAGUUUCCUAGUGAGGCUGUGGCAGUUCUUGGAAGUGGAUGAAUCUGGGCACACAGCUUCUGCCCUGUCCCUGCCUCACUGCCUGAUCUGCUGUCCUCAAGGUUUACAUACUGGUGAUGUCACCAUAGCUGCUCUGGAGAUCAUGAAACUGAUCCUUAACAUUGCCUUACUGGACAUGCCAUUCCAGAGAGGGGACAGUAGGCUCUUGAAACCAAGAAUAGAGAAGUUCAAAAGUAACCAGUCUAUUGCAGACAAUUUUAGAGUUUUAUAUCAAGCUGUGCUGUAAAUAUCAUUUAGACCUAUUGAGAAUUAACAGCAAAUCUGAGCUACUUUAGUGUUACCAACUAUUAGUCUGCUGACUGUUUCUAUAACAAAAUACCUGAGACAAUCAACUUAAAAAGAGGAAGGGUUGGGGAAAAGGUUAAUCUUGGCUUGCAGUUUUGUAGGCUUUGGCCCUUAGUCAGACCUGCUGUUUUAGACAGCAACACAUCACUUGGGGAGUUUGUUGUAGAUCUGGAAGCAAGGAAAGAAGGGCGGUGGCUUGAGGUCCUGAGGUCACUUAAGGGCACACCCUCUCUGACCUAAGACCUCACUAGGCCCCGCCUCUAAAGGUUUCUGACCUCAAUAGUGCCUUCCUGGAGAACUAGUUUCUAACUCUCAGGCCCUUGGGGACAUUGCAUCUCAGUAGUAGGUGCCUCUCUACCUGUGUUUGGCUUGUUCAUGAUUGGCAGACACUCUGCCUGGCUCUGCACAGCAGCGGCUCAGCAUCAGCAUCCAGCUGCUUGCUGUGUGUUAGUUGUCUCACAGCUGAGGGCUCUGCCUCGGCUACUUCAGGCUUUCCGGUUAGGAAGAUAAUUUGGUCACUUGUGUCUGUGGCCACUCUUAGAAUUUUCUCUUUUGAGGGAACCUGUGACUGGUUGGCUUUUGCAUUCUAUGGAGGGAGAUGGGGUUAAAGACUGUGGCAACACACACCCUCCAGAAGAGCUGGGACCAGAGACUGUCAGCACAGAAAGGACAAUGUCUUUUUUAGUAGCUGUGGCAGACUUGAGUUGCUGUAAUUUAUACAAAUUGUUUAGAAUGGUUUUUAAGACUAAGAAGGGAAAUAUACUUAUUGCACAAGACUUUUAUAAUUACUAUACUUAAAUUAUGCUCUAUGUGGGGACUGAGAAGUGUAUUUCUACGUUGCUUAUAUCUGAUCACUUUUGUAUUUGUUGAUUUAAAGCCUGUGGGUCUUUUUUUUAAUCACUCUUAAUAUCAACUUUUAUAAUCUUUUAAAAUAAAUCCUCUUAAUUCCA
Messenger RNA from Mus musculus (house mouse), 3353 nucleotides. It is a transcript of the gene Cmtm6, whose product is annotated as CKLF-like MARVEL transmembrane domain containing 6. Bases 34 to 585 code for a protein of 183 amino acids. Gene Ontology annotation, biological process: protein transport; regulation of protein stability; endocytic recycling. Lineage: Eukaryota; Metazoa; Chordata; Mammalia; Rodentia; Muridae. The transcript is spliced from 4 exons. Gene Ontology annotation, cellular component: membrane; early endosome membrane; recycling endosome membrane. The record is from RefSeq and is marked validated.